AUGCGCCGGCUCGGAUCCGACCCGAUCGCUGCGCUGCGAGAAACUGCAGCGAGCGAUCGGGUCGGAAUGACCCCCAUAGACCAGCCCAUAGCGUAGACGGCUCUCGUUUUUGCAUAUAGGCUGCGAAUUGCGGAUGAGCAUGCGAUAGCUCCGGUGGGCGUCUCUCUGCAUUCCCGGGCGGCAGCUUCACUUGUAAAACUCUUCUAUUCCCCUUCAUGCUGGAGACACCUGCGAGUCACCUGUAGAAACACAGCGCCCCCUCCCCCCGCCCUGUCUAUCGCGGACACCGCAGCAAUGGUAAAUACCGGGAGAGACUUUAACUGUAACAGCUGCCAGGAGUAAACAUGGCGGCGGCAGCUUCCCGCCAGUCCCUGAGCGCGGCUCCUGCGCAUGCACCGCCCUGUUGCUAGGAUACCGAAAGGACGCGAGCUGCUCUCACGGUGACGGCGGCAUCAUGUCUGAGAGGAGCACUGCGGGUGUGGCUGACAUCACGCGAUGUACCUGCCCACGCUCCCAGUGACACUGCAGACACUGAGGGGGGAGGCUGAGGAGUGACAGCGCCCACUGACGCGCCCAGCCCCAGCCAGGCCAGCACAGUACACUGCAGUCACCAGCCAGUAAGGCCGACCGGAACCGGAACAAGUGCCACUACUUUUUAUAGACUGGUCAAUGGAAAAGGUGGAGAAGGUGGAGAAGGCCGCGACCGCGACGGAAGAAAAUGCUUUUGAGCUUCUGGAGAAAGAUUUCCAGGAGGUGCUCAGCGAGCUGACCGGGGAUAAGAGUCUGGAGAAGUUCCGGAUAGAAUAUGAGAAGCUUCACGGGGUCCUGAAGAAAUCCUAUGAGAAUGAAAAGCGCUUGAUGGCCAAGUGCCGGGAACUGAACGCGGAGAUUGUGGCGAAUUCAGCCAAGGUGGUUACAGCCCUCAAACUGUCUCAGGAUGACCAGGCUACUAUCGCCUCACUAAAAAAGGAAAUAGAGAAGGCGUGGAAGAUGGUGGACGCGGCUUACGCUAAGGAACAGCAGUCAAAGGAAACCGUUCAGUCUCUGAAGGAAGAAAUCAAUAACCUGACCGCACUAGUGGAGCAAGGAUCAGGACUGUCCAUGGGUCAGGAGCACAGCUUAAAUGAUUUACUGAACAUCAAAGAGGAACUGUCCAAAGAGAGAGACCAGCUGCUAUCCGAGGUGGUAAAGCUGCGCGAGAGCCUGAUGCAUGUAACCAGGCAGCAGCAGGAGGCCGAGAGGCUGAAAGAGGAGGCCGAGCAGAACAUGGUGCAGCUGCAACAAGACAUCCAGGUGCGUCAGAACGAGGCUUCGCGGGAAACCCGUAAGAAGGAGAAGCUGGAGAAGGACCUGAAGGGUGUGCAGAACGAGCUGGACAACAAACAGGCUGAAAUGAAGUCUUUACAGCAGACGCUGCAUAAGAACAAGGAGGAACAGCAGAAGCUGGAACAGCAACUCAAAGAACAAAAGAUCCUGAAUGAGAGAGUGGUGAAGGAACUGGAGCAGUUCCAGGUCAGGAACAGCAAGCUUCAGCAGGAGAACGAGCAGCACAUCAUGAGCAACGAGCAGCUGAUGCAGGAGAAUCAGCAGAAGCAGCUGGAACUAAAGUCUAGGGAAGAGGAGACCCACCAGAUGCGCCAGGAGAUCUCCAAACUUUCCAAGGUCAGAGAAUCCCUGCAGAGAAAAUACAGACAGCUGGAGGAGCAGAAGACUGAGGGGGAACAGCAGAGAGAGACCCUGAAAAACCAAAUCUCUGGGCUGGAGAGAGAGCUGGAGUCAGCGAAGAAACAAUCGGAGCUGGAUAAGAAAGCGGUGGACGAGCUGGUGAGGGAGAGAGACAUACUCAACAAGAACCUCAUAAAGGCCGCUAAUGCCACCCAGAAACAGCUCAACCUGGUCAAACUCCACGACCAGUCCAAGAAGAACCUGGAGGAGGAAAUCAUCAGCUACAAGGAGGAGGCCCAGAAACAGAGGAAGAUCAUCUACCAGCUGGAGAAGGAGAGAGAUCGGUACAUUAACGAGGCCAGCGAGCUGACGCAGAAGGUUCUCCAGCACAUGGAGGAUAUAAAGGUGCGGGAGAUGCAGAUCUUCGAUUACAAGAAGAAGAUUGCAGAGGCGGAAACUAAGCUGAAGCAGCAGCAGAACCUAUAUGAGGCUGUCAGAUCUGACAGGAACUUGUACAGCAAGAACCUCAUAGAGGCUCAGGAUGAAAUAACGGAGAUGAAGAGAAAGUUGAAGAUCAUGAAUCACCAGGUUGACCAGCUGAAGGAAGAGAUCAACACCAAGGAGUCGGCUCUGCUCAAGGUGCAUCUGGACCACCAGCGACUGGAGAAGGAGAAGGAGGCGCUAAAGGCUGAGCUGCAGAAAAUGAAGCAACAGAGCAUCGAGACCAAACAGUUCAUUGAAAACCAGGAGGCAGAGGAGAGAAAGCUCCUGAAGAUUAUCUCUGAAGCCGACGCUGAGCGGCUACGACAGAAGAAAGAGCUGGAUCAGGUGAUCGGCGAGAGAGAUAUUUUAGGUACCCAGUUGGUCAGGAGAAACGACGAAUUGGCUUUGUUGUACGAGAAGAUCAAGAUCCACCAAUCCAUCCUGAAUAAAGGAGAGAGUCAGUACAAGCAAAGGGUGGACGACAUUCGUCUCCUGAAACUGGAGAUAAAGAAGCUGAGACGGGAAAAAGGCAUCUUGACCAAAACGGUUUCCAAUGUAGAAGAUCUCAGGCGGGAGGUGUACCAUACCCAGCGGGAGCUGAUGAAAGAGCGGACUCGUUGCCGGGCACUGGAGGAGGAGCUGGAGAACCCGCUGAAUGUCCACAGGUGGAGAAAGCUGGAGGCCAGUGACCCCAGUACCUACGAGCUGAUUCAGAAGAUCCACACCCUGCAGAAACGUCUGAUCAGCAAGACGGAGGAGGUGGUGGAGAAGGAGCUGUUACUGCAGGAAAAAGAGAAGCUGUAUGUGGAGCUGAAGCACAUCCUGGCGCGGCAGCCAGGCCCAGAAGCCGCCGAGCAGCUUCAACUCUAUCAGCGCACCCUACGGGAAAAGACGAAGCAGCUAAAGGCUCUCUCAUCAGAACUAAACAUGUACGAAUCCCAGAGCCAGGAAUACAAGUACGAGGUGGAGAGACUGGCCAACGAGCUGCAGAGCGUGAAGAGAAAAUACCUCACCCAGAAACGCAAGGAGCAGCAGGCGCGGGAGAAGGAGAGAAGCAUGGCGGACACAGACGCUGGUUAUAUGCAACGAGCAGAAGGACCGCGCUUCACAGGAGGCGGAUUUCCGCUCAGCCAUGUCCCAAAGAUUACAGUUUAGCCCCACCCUUCAUGUCUUCCUAUCGUAUUUAUCUGUUUAUGUUCCGAGUGCAUUUUAAUAAACGUAAUUCUUUACUGCGUAA
Messenger RNA from Pseudophryne corroboree (corroboree frog), 3385 nucleotides. It is a transcript of the gene CFAP58, whose product is annotated as cilia and flagella associated protein 58. Gene Ontology annotation, cellular component: cytoskeleton. The transcript has 19 exons. Bases 670 to 3303 code for a protein of 877 amino acids. Lineage: Eukaryota; Metazoa; Chordata; Amphibia; Anura; Myobatrachidae. The record is from RefSeq and is a predicted model, not a curated record.